This is a messenger RNA of Mesocestoides corti, 2082 nucleotides long. Lineage: Eukaryota; Metazoa; Platyhelminthes; Cestoda; Cyclophyllidea; Mesocestoididae. The record is from the annotation of a GenBank genome assembly.
AUGUCAUCUAACAUGCCACCGAUCUUCUUCCCUUAUCCACCAUUUAUUUACCCGAGUCCACAAAUCUACUACGGAAGUCCUGGUCCUUCCCUCACGCCCCCAAUGUCAUAUUUGAUGGGCAAUAAUUAUCGUCCAUAUCUUCCUGGCAUGAACGCGACAAAUCACCAAAAUGCUGUCACACCGGUCUCUCCUCAAUCCUUUCCCCAGGAACCCCUCCCGCCGUCCACCGAUAACGAAGCAGAAAGUAAUUUGAAGGAAUACGAACAAUUCGGGCCCUCAAACAUCGUUGAGUGGAGUGGUCAGCGUGCCAGCGUUUCUUCCAAUUCAUCGUCAUCUAUUAUCCACUUGAGGGAUUGGAUACCCGUUGCCUUGGAACGACAUGGCGGAUGUCGUGUCGCGGGACGACAUGUUGCCUCUGGUCGUCUUGUUCACUCAGGAGUGAUCAACUUUGUCGGUGAUACUGGACACGUCGUCUCUGAUGGGAAAGAUCACUUCAAACUCAGUGGUCCUAUCUCAUGGGAAUUUUAUAAGCUUGUCUAUCCUCAACACGGGAAAACAUUGGAUUCCUCCGCCCAGGACUGCGAUUUGGACUAUGCAUUGGGAAUACGCGAGAUGUGCAAUCGAAUGGAAGAUUGUGUUCAGCUGUGCAACCGAUCCUUUUCGCAAGAAAGCGCACCGUCAACUGUAUUACCGGCGCGUAGGCCCACCUCACCUAGCCUUCAAUCUGCCAGCAGCGACGAAGCAGAGAGUGAGACGAUAGGACAUGAUUCUAAAGACAACAACAGUGACGGUGAUGAUGGCAAAUACACGCUUGAAAAGUCGCCUUUAAAAGUACCGUUACUCAACCUCAAACGCCACUUCAAUGGCAACAAAGUCGCCCAUCCGCCUUCCGCCUCGAACGCUCGCCCGACCCGUAAACCCCUCGCGGGCCAUUCCCUGUCACGUCCCUCCCCUGCACUGAACCACCGUUUACCCAAGCACAAUGACGUGGGAGUGUCGUCAGGGCAACGGGAGGAUGAACCGUUACCAGGUGUGUCCGUUCUCUGCAGUCCUGGUUCGGAGGGUGGCGAAAUUACCACGUCUUUCAAGAGCCAUUUGCAUUCUACUUCGGAGAUUGAGUCGGUCACAGCGCCGUCCCAUGCUCCCAGUCGAGCGGAUGUUGGCGUGCAAACCUCCAUGCUCUUGGAUGAGGAAUCGUCCAUCGCGUCGCGUCCCUCCUCGAAACCCGUGAUCCUACGCAAUGCCAAGUGUGGUCCGAGUCGGCCUGCCUCCCCGUCCUCGCCCAGGGAAAGGGCCAGACAAAGUCGACAUUUGACUCACCGCUCCACCACCGACCUAUCUCCGAGGCUGCGACUGCGACAGAUUUCAAUGAAGCACUCAAAAUCGCGUCAUAUAGCUCGCUGCGGCAAUAAGAACGCGUUGGACGAAAAUCGCGCUGACAGGAGUCACCGCCGCGGAGCGGCGCGAACGACCAACAGCGCGAAUAGCACGUCUUCUGACCAAUCCGACUCGUUUGUCGAUUUGACAACUGAUGCCACUGCUGUCGUUCGAUCCAGCAAAUCCAAGCCUAUCACCAAAGGAAGCACCUCUACUCCGCACGAUCGCCAUAGAAAGAAUACACCGUUAAAAUCGGCGAGCGCUUCCACCGGCACGGGAUCCGAUAAGAAGGUGAAAAGGCACAAACCAAAGUCCUCUGAUUUGAAGAAACACCAUAUAUCGAAGAGGCACCGCGAGAAAUUGCGAAAUCUGAACGAUAAGCACAUUCUCGUUACUCAAACAGGCCUCGUUGACGUGCGCACACUGAGGAGAACGCGUUAUGGUCGGUUGAGUGUGCCAACACGCGAUAAAUGGCAUCGCCAGGACAUCGUCUUCAAUGGCGCCGAUAUCAGCGUCAACCACGGCGAAUAUGGCAAGCCUUCUGAACGAAUAGGUCGUUUGCUGCGCGUCCUAAUCGCUAUGGAGGCCUUCGACGUUGACCAGUCGCCUACGGGUGCUCUUCGGUUGAACCUGGGUGGGACCCGAGCAUCAAGCGAGGCCAGCUCCAUGCACUGCCAGCUGGAUCAUGGCACAGCUCCUAGCUGA